Messenger RNA from Schistosoma haematobium, 4541 nucleotides. RefSeq names its product GDP-D-glucose phosphorylase 1, variant 2. The transcript has 5 exons. The coding region runs from base 184 to 603 and encodes 139 amino acids. Gene Ontology annotation, molecular function: GDP-D-glucose phosphorylase activity. Gene Ontology annotation, cellular component: cytoplasm. NCBI's taxonomy places the organism in Eukaryota, Metazoa, Platyhelminthes, Trematoda, Strigeidida, Schistosomatidae. Gene Ontology annotation, biological process: glucose metabolic process. The record is from RefSeq and is a predicted model, not a curated record.
GUCAGGAUUAACACAGGUUCACCAACCUAAUAUCCUUAUUACUGAAGAUUGACUCAUUCUAAAAUAGCCUUGUGCUUUUUCAAACUCAAGGUCGACAGGUAUUUUCCCUCUUCACGCAAGAUAUAUACCCAUCCUUCAAGUGUUCUUUGAAACCUUCUUUCGUAUAUUGAAAUCUUCCACCGCAUGAAUUUUGAGUAUACAAAUGGAGACCUUUUAUUACGGUCAACUAAUACCUCUUCAAAGUUCGAUAAAACUUUGAAUUCCUUAUGGACUCUCGCUUAUGAAUCCAAUUACUUUCAUUACAAAAUUGAUACAUCAUUGAGUUCAGUAAAGAAAAUUUGUUCUGGAAAUGUAAAUAUUUUGAUUUUACCUAACAAUAAUCGAUUCAGCCAUCGGCGUAAACCACAACUAUUUAAGACCAUUAAUGAUCCACUUUCGUCCGAAUCCUUCAAUUUUAACAAAGUCCCAAAACAUGAAUUCUUGUUAAAUGUUUCUGAAAAGUAUACCACAAAAUCAUGUUCUAUACUGAUAAAUGUCAGUCCAUUUUCAUAUUUACAUUCUCUCUUGGUUCCGGAAGUAGAAAAAUGCCACAAUCAGGUAUGAAUGCAUAUUUUUUAACAAUUUCAGUUCCUUGGAAAAGACUCCUUUUACUCAGUAAUCAAGUGUUUUCUUUUGAGUAGCAACAGGUUAGUUUUACAUUCUUUCACUACUUAAGUCAAAUUGUUUGUAAAAGCUAUAUGAGCUAUAUUGUUGAAAAUAAUAUGAUCAUAUUUCUAUUGUUGGGACUUCCAGACUUUCGUGUUAGCCUAGGGUGAAUUUUUUCCCCAGUUUUUUUAUAUAUUACGGUUACUUUAAAGUCAUAGGAAACGAAUAACCUCAUGCAGAAAGGUACAUAAAUUAACUAAUUGACUGUCUCAAGUGUUUUUUUUUUAGGGCUAUCCAUCGUUGUUAUUUGACUAUGUCACAGAUAGUUUUUCAAAGUUAACAAUGCCGCGCAUUUUAGGAAUUGAUCCCCUAAUUAUUGACUGAGAGUAGAGAUAACUUGCAGUUUUAUGAAUAACUUUAAUAAUAAUACAAGGAUUUAAUCAAUUUCUCUACCUCUCUAAAUGCGAAACUUUAUUUCUAAACUAGCGUGCAUCAGUCCAUGGCCUAACCACCGGGAGUGAAUUUAUUAAGUAGGCUUACCAUUUCAGUUGAUUUAGAAGCCUCAUAAUCACUGUUGUGUUAUUGCUUCAUAAAAUUUCAACACGGAUACAGGAAGGUUAGUUAAUUUUCACCACACCGGACCAUAUUUACACUUCAUAUCCGUGUAUUUUGUAAUGCCUUAAUACUGGUGCAAAGCUCAAUAAAUUAGAAGACAUUCGUACAUUGCAUGUAAUUGAGCGUAGCUGUCCUCAAAGCUACUUGCGUUUAGUUGGACCACUAAGUAAGUAACCCUAAGGUUAAGCAGUGUUCUAGGUAAAAAUGUUAAGUCGAUUGAUCAGGCUAUAAGCAUUCUUCAACUUAAUCGGAAUGUGUGAAACGUAUGCCUAUCCAAUCCCUAUUCAGAUGUGCACCCAUUCUUUAUUUUUCUGUAACAUAAGUUCAGUGCUAUUCAGUUUAUUCUGUUUUGUUUUAUCCAUCUCAUCUUGUUUUUUACCCUCCUUAUUAUAAUAACAACUAUCAAAAAACUUAAGCUUCUCGAGUAUUUUCCACAGUUCAGCAGUUGAUCAGUUGCUUAUAGAUUAAAAAACUCAAUUUGCAAAAAAUAGGUCAAAGUUCGAAUCUCGAUCCACUCAUUUUAUAUUACAAACCCACGAAACAUGUAGUCCUAAACGGCGUAAUAUAUACUUGUACUCGCCGACAUUUCGCGAUUCAGUUAUGCAAAUAUCAUGCCAUGCUUGCGGGCACAAAUCCCCAUAUACAGUUUUAAUUUUUCAUACAACUCACCAACAAAGUAUGUUUAUUUGGUUGGCUUUAAACCACUUUAUUUUUGGAGACUACCAAGCUGCCCAAACCGAAAUCUGUGAAACGAGUUCAAAAUCUAUCACCUAAUGGAUUAAAUUAAGCCCUCAGUAUGAAGUAACCGCUAAAUGUAGUGCCUUACUAAUUCCGCACUUAAGAAACGAACUUAACAAGAAAAAAUUACCCCACUUUCGAACAAGUAUUUGUGUAUAACCUUAGUUUAUUCUCACUAAAAUUCUUUGUAACGACCUGUUAGUUCAUACUUGCAGUAUGUAUAUUCUAACGCGAUAGGACUAGUAAUUCAGCUAACUUAAUUAAGAUUCUUAAUUUUCAGAUAUUUGUGCAUGGGCUUCAAUAGUCUGUUGGCUCAUGCCUCUGUAAACCACUUACAUCUCCACUUAUGGCAAUCACCAGAAUACUUACGAGCUAUGUCCACAGUAAGUAAAUCGAUAUUUUGUGGUCAAUUAAACUAAUCAUGAAAUAACUUUUCCCUCCAGUGUAAACAUUGACCACUACAUUUCCAUACUCCGUAUGUUAACGUAGAUUCUUACUGUGUCGUGCUUGAUUGUAAAAAUGAUUUGCGGACUAUCAGUUUUACUUGAUUAAAGAAACGAUGUGCUUAGCUGUCCUUCAAGUCACAUAAAGUUAUCCAUGUAUAGUAUUUUUCAGUUUUUAAUGAAAGAGAGACUAAAAUGAUACGAUUAGUGUAGUCUGAUUUGUUAGCAUUUAACAUUCAGUAUAUUUUAUGGACGUACAAACUACUAGCUUUUAAAAUGGGAUUUACAGUAAAUACUAGCUAAAACUAAGAGUACUUUACCAAAAAACUUUUUGGAUCAAUUUUAUUAUCGAAACCAACUCAUGUCAACUAAAACUAUCUAAAAUAGCAUAAUCAGUCACUUUCAUUAGUAGCCAACAUGUUUUAGAUGCAUCUGAACUAAAGCGAAAAUUUUAGAAUUGGAAGUAAAACUUGGUAGUGUUCGACUGUUGGAUUACUUUCGUUAUGUUGACAAUUCGUUUUCAAAGUGACGCAUGACUUUUUUAAAACGUACCUAAUACGGAUGCACACAUAUAUCAAAAAUUAGCUGCGUAGCUCAAAGUUGAAACGAAGACUUCUUAGGCAGUCAUAUGAGUUUGUGGAUCAUGAUUAAAUUAUUCUUCUUGAAAAAAACAGCCCCAGUAAACUUCUAUGGUAUAUGUGUUAAGAUGUUACGUAUUUAAAGUUAGUAGAUAAGAAACCUUCUACUUAGUUUCCUUGUUGGUUGGCACUCGUAAGCAAGUCGUACCUAUUUUGGCACCCCUCUGCUGGUCUCAACACAUCCAUGAAGCUCAAAACUUACCGCACAACUCAGACUAUCAGUCAGUGAUUUAGCAUAUCCCGCCUUGAUUUGAUUUAGUUAACUCGAACGUUCAUACAAUUUAAUUCUACUCUAGUUAGCAUUAUAAACUCAAUUAGUUCUGUAUCAAGGCUCCACAAUAACAUAUUUUUUUACAAGUGAGUAAAACAUCAGUUCCGAUUAGAUAGUGGUGAGUCAGAUUGACAAAAUAUAAUCAGUUAGUUACAUAAGGUUUGAAAAAUUAUGUUUAAAACAAAGCGAAUUUUCAUAAUGAGUUAAUGAUUACCAAUAGUUACGCAAUUAAAAUUGGAUGUCAAUAUAGGUUUUUUUAUUUGUGAAAUUGAUGAUAAAUUAUUAGUAGGACGGGUGCAGUUAAAAUUAGAUAUGAUUCAUAAACAGGUUACGCAAUAUUAGAAUCGGAACUUGAAAUGUUAAAAAAUCGAAGCUCGGAAACUUUUUAAGAUAUGGAGAGGAAAGGUUUGGAAACAUGUAAUGGUAUAUAAGUAGAAGGCCAAGGUAGAUUCAAAGAUUGUGUAAACCUCUGUAUACAAAGGUUGGGUUUUUUAUGUGUAUUGCCAUGGCUUCUGUUAUAUGUAAGAGUCGGGUUUUGGAACCAUGGGGAAAAUUCGGUGAGAUUUUAUAAAUAACUUUAAACGCUGAAUUUUUAUCUAUGGGAUGACCGGUAUCGACCAGAUGCACUUUCAUUUGUCUUUUGGUCAGCCGUUAAGGGUGAUGCUCAGAAAUACGAUAUAUUUGUCUAGUUGUGCGUCCAAUAUAACAGGCUCCGUAGGAGCAGUUGAAAUUGUAAAUAUACAUAGAGGCAAAGAGACGAGGAAAUUUAACCUUAUUUCAUCAAAUCACUAUUGGCCGGCUGAGGAAAGUAAGACAUAAUCAUGCCGCGUUGGAUGUACGUUCUGAGGUUUUUGUAUACAUCGAGUUACUAUCACGCUGAAUAUAUCACCUUUGAACUGUAAUUUCAAUAAUAUAGGCUUUCUUGGUACCGUCGACGACUUUAUUUUAGGUUAAUUUGCAGAAAUAUGUUGCAUUAAGAACCUUAGUGGGUUUGCUUGCCUACGUAAUAAGUCCUGAAUAAGUUUUAGCUUCUCUUCAAGAAUGUCAUUAGAACAAAUGAUUUUGGCUCUGUGGGUCAAAUAUUUGGCUGUGUUUUUCAUCUUUUUAUGUCUCGAUGAGAAUAUUCAACGAUUUCUAGAUUCAUACGAAUAUUCGUCAAGAUUAGAACGAAUAGUUUGACAGAAAUUGGGC